AUGUUAAAAGCUGUGAGUUUCUUCUCUUUCUUGUUUGUUCUGAUGUUUAGGGCGAGCGAGGCUCUUUUUAUAUGUUUCAAAGUCGGGCUGACGUUGGAUUUCUGUUUUUAUCUCGGAAGUACGGGGCAAUUAUAUUCACCAUGACAGCUUCAAACCGACUGGGCUCUCUCAUGCUUUAGAGAAAUGCAACUAUCGUAAAAUGGUUUUUAAGACCAAGCUGAUAUGUUGAAGCUGCUUCUGACUAAGUUUCAAAUUCGUACUACAAAAACAUCUCAAGAUACGAGCGAUUUUCGAACUGCCAUACCUAAAUUAAGGUCGAGAUCGAUUUUUUGCCAUUUUUCCGUCCGAAUUCUUAACACAGCUUGUAGUUUAUACAUUGCAAACUCCGAUGUUUGAAUUUUAAAGUGGAAUUGGUUGAUUCGUCGCGUUUUUAUCGGAAUUUUAAGACGUCUUUGUUCUUUGUUCCUGUUUAAAUUUAAUUUUUGGGGUUUCUAAUGGUGGUUUGUGGUUUACAGCUCUUCUAAAUUAGGUUCUGUCUGCUUGUAGCGCACUAUGGCGUUCCGGGCUGUUAAUUCUUCCUUUAAUGGAGGUUUUAAUUUAAUUUGUCUCAUGGAUAAUAAGUACGUUGUUAGCUUCAAAAAAAGGUCGGAACCUAAGAACUUUUGAUGUGAAAUUCUCGUGUAAUAUAUAAUUUUGUCUGUCUAGACUUCUCAACGUUUUUUAUUUUGUCUGAAUGGAGGUUUUCAAAUUUUCUCUUCCAAACAUCAUGGAUAAUAUAAAACGUUGCGGAAUUCGAUAAAAGAUGACGUCCUGAAGUCUGAACUUUGAGUCUCAUGAUCAUAUUAUCGGCUCCGUGUGAAGAUGCUUCAAGUUUUGUGGUUCUUUGCAGGGUCUUCGCUUUCGUCUCCCUUCUUAUCGGCGCCCGGUCCAGCAAUCGCGCUGCUUUUCCUCCCAAUCAGACGACUUUCCGGGCAACCAAGCCCCGCACAACCGUUUUAUGGGCUUUCAGCUGGAUCAGAGCGGCGAGAAAAUCCAGAAACAGGAUUUCGAGUGGCCAAUUCUUGUAUGUUUUUUUGAUCAAAGUUUUGUCGCUUUAGGAAAUUAUUUCGAGAAUUUUGCGGUAAAAGGUUCUUAAAAGCCCUUAGGCUCAAAAUUGAGAGUGAAUAAAAUUUUUCGAAGGAAGUUGAGAGACCUUUUUAUAUUAUACUGGACAUCUGAUGGAUAAUUUUCAGCACGGUGGAUAUAAACCGCAACAUGUCCUGGUACUCUCGAAAAUCACUCGAUGGGAGGUUAUAAAGGAUAAGAGGAUAGGAAAAGAUCCAUCAGAUGCCCACUUGAUCGCCAAACAUAAGCAACAAGAGUGGUUUGUGGAAAAGAUUGUGGAGAAGUUAAAGUAAGUUGUUUUUUGUUGUGUUUUGCGUUUUUAGAUGUGUUUUGUGACAGCGAAGAUGAUUAGAGAGCUUUUAAAAGGUAGAAAUGGAAUUAUUCCGAGGAAAACGGAUAUUUUUUAAUUUUGUUACCUAAAAUCUUGAUGAUACUUUAAAUUUCGGCGAAAGUUCGAUGUAGUGUCAUUUUUUAUGACUGGAAAUGACUUAUUGCGUCGUUUACUAUGAUUUGAUAAGGAAUUCCACACAGAGCUUUUUCAAAAUCAGCUGAUAUAUUCAAUUUUCCCACCUGGACCAAGAUGAAUAUAAAUUUUUCUUCCAGAAGCCACAAAAUCAAUGUCACAGUAACGAAACCGGGUCAUUACACUGUCGAGAAGCUGAAGAAUGUAGACCUGGUGAUCUCCGCCGGUGGUGAUGGAACAUUCCUAACAGCAGCCAGCAGAAUUCGAAAUAAUAUCCCGGUUAUUGGGAUAAAUACGGAUCCUGUCGGGUCAGAAGGUCAUUUAUGUCUCACGGGAAAAGAGAAGAGAGAUGUUGGAGAAGUAAUUGAACAGUUCUUGGCCGGCCAUUUCACUUUCUUUUAUCGACACAGGAUAAGAGUCACCUUGUUGAAGUGAGUUUUGAUGUUGAAUUUAAAUAUUUUUUGGUUUAGUUGGGAAGCUGAAGCAUGAUUAGUCUAUUUAGAGGGGUAUUAGGAAAAAUAAAGCAAAAAAUUAUAUUACACAUGGUAAAUUGAUGAAUUUUUUUUAUUGUAGUAGACCCAACGUAUAUAUUUUUAAUCACGUUGGUUAUUAUGAGGUUGUAAUUUACCCAUAUUUACUAUUUUUUGUUAGAAAUUAGGACAUUUUUAUAUUGUAGUAGACAAAAAUUUUGACUUAGGCGUCUAUAAUUGAUUUUUAUGUGAGUUAUAAGCUCUAAUCUCUCCUGAAAUUGCAGACCGAGCAUUGUUGGAAAGGUCCGCCGCAACGACAGCACCGAAGAACACAAUGACAAAGCCCAAUUCCAUUCCGACGACGAAGAAAAUCAUCACAAUAACAUUCCCCUGCCCCUCCUCGCCCUAAACGAAGUAUUUGUGGGCGAAUCCCACGCCGCCAGAGUCAGUUAUUUGGAGAUCCAGAUCGACGACGGCCCGGUUUAUAAGCAGAAAAAUAGCGGAGUUAUUGUUUGCACGGGGACCGGCUCGACUUCUUGGAAUUAUAACAUAAAUCGGAGCACCGAAAGAAGUGUGGCAGAGCUCAUAACAUUCAUGCAGGAACAGGGAUACGAAGUGAAACCGCCGCUGGAUCAGAAUGCGGUGAAGAGUCUGUGCCAGCGAUACAAUGAGAGACUGGUCUUUGCACCGGAUGAAGAACGUAAGGAAAGGGAUGGAAAUGGGGUUUGAAGGGGUCUAGGAAAGAUGGGAGAUGAAACAAGGGUUUGUUAUGGGAGAAGAGAGGUAGUAGUGGAUGUUUUUUAAGAAAAUUUUGACUUAUUUUGGUUUUUUGAGCUUCUUGGACCUUAUUUUAGGUAAUAAAAUGGAGGAAGAUUGACUUUUAGUUUUUUGCGGGUAUCAAUAAGUGUUUUUGUGAAUCUCAAUGGCUUAUUAAAAGUGUAGAAGGUUAUACAGACCUGCAUUCUUGGAGAAAUUCGAUAAAAUUUUGUUUGUUAGGCCUGUGACCUUAUUUUAGGUAUAAAUUUGAAAUUUUUUGAUUUUUUCGAAUUUAAAAGCUUGAAAAAAAUUAUGAGGCUUGAUGACUCCUUAUGGAAUCAAUAUUUUUGCCGUAGAAAUUUUAUUUUGAUAAAAAAAAUCGAGAAAUUUUCGAUUUUCGGACCUUUGAAAAUCCGUAACAGUAAUUCGAUUGCUUGCAGGGAUGGAAUACAGUAUCCGCGACCCGGUCUUCAACCGGACCUUUGCCCAAAUCCCGGACCGAGGAUCGGCGACCAAAAUUAAAAUCAAAUCCAAGUGUUCGCACGCCCAUUUGACGUUGGACGGAUCAACUUCGAUCCCAUUCAAUCAUGGCGCCGAAGUCUUGAUCGAACUCUACCGAGAAGACGCCCUCAGGACGGCUCUUUUGACCGCACCGGCCGAGAAAUCGUCAUAG
Molecule: messenger RNA, 3466 nt
Organism: Bursaphelenchus xylophilus (pine wood nematode)
Lineage: Eukaryota; Metazoa; Nematoda; Chromadorea; Rhabditida; Aphelenchoididae
Source: the annotation of a GenBank genome assembly